AUGGCAGACAAGGAGGCGACGGUCUACAUUGUAGAUAUGGGGAGACCGAUGGGUGAAAAGCGCAACGCAAGGAAGGAAUCAGAUCUUGACUGGGCGAUGACCUACGUCUGGGAAAAGAUCACCAGUACAGUAGCGACCGACCGGAAGACUGCACAGCUUGGAGCCAUUGGGCUGCGCACCGAUCGCACGGAGAAUGAGCUAGACAGCGAAGACAGCUUCCAAAAUAUAUCUGUGCUGCAAGAGAUAAAACAGCUUCUGCUACCGGGCUUGAAGGAUCUAUGGCAAAAAGUCAAAGUGAGCGACACGGCCGAUGGCGACGCAAUAUCGGCUAUUGUCAUUGCCAUCCAGAUGAUCACGAAGCAUUGCAAGAAGCUGAAAUACAAGCGGAAGAUAGUCCUUGUCACAGAUGGACGCGGCUCUAUGGAUGCGGAUGACAUGUCGCAAAUCACGGAGAAGAUCAAGUCAGACGAUAUCGAGCUUGUGGUCAUUGGAGUUGACUUUGACGAUCCAGAUUAUGGAUUCAAGGAAGAGGACAAAGAUCCUGAAAAGGCAGUCAAUGAAGCAACGCUCAGAGCUCUGGUGGAAGACUGCGAAGGCAUUUUCGGAACAAUGCAACAAGCAAUCGAGGAGCUGGGUACGCCAAGGCUCAAGACCACGAGACCUGUACACUCUUAUAAAGGCCAGCUCACCCUUGGAGACCCCGAGCAAUACGAUUCAGCUCUCUGCAUCGAUGUCGAAAGAUAUCCUAGGGUUAUGGUCCGAAAACCGCUUGCAGCAAGUCAAUAUGUUCAACGGUCUGAUCUAUCAAAUGGCCACGUCAGCACACAGUCUUCGGCAACAAUGAUGCCUGAUGCGGAUGGAGCCGAUUCCGGUCCAAUUCAAUCUGAUGGGAACAGCUUGACGUCUGUGAGGAAUGCUCGAACCUAUCAAGUCCUUGAUGAGGAAGCUCCAGGAGGAAAACGAGACGUUAGCAGAGACGAUUUGGCUAAAGGCUAUGAGUAUGGGCGAACAGCUGUGCACAUAAGUGAGUCUGACCUUAACGUCACGAAAUUGGAGACCCAGCCGGGACUUGAGAUCGUUGGGUUCAUUCCCUGGUCGACAUUCGAACGCUAUAUGACUUUGUCUGUCUCCUGCGUCGUCAUCGCUCAGAAAACGAACAGCAAGGCCAUAAUGGCCUUGUCAUCGCUGAUACAUGCCCUCUUCGAGCUGGAAUCGUAUGCAGUUGCCCGCUUGGUCACUAAAGCAGAUAGAGAGCCCCUGAUCACCUUGCUUGCGCCAUCAAUCGAGGUUGACUACGAAUGUCUCCUUGAUGUACAGCUGCCUUUCGCCGAAGAUGUCCGUUCUUAUAGAUUUCCACCGCUGGACAGAGUCAUCACAGUGUCUGGAAAGGAAAUCCGGGAACACCGAAAUCUACCAAAUGACACGCUGAGCGCGGCGAUGAGCGACUACGUUGACCGAAUGGAUCUCUCGGACUUGGGGAAAGAUGAUGAAGGAAACCCGGCAGAGUAUAUGAACAUGACUGACACAUUUUCCCCGGUCCUGCAUCGCAUGGACCAAGCAGUCCGAUGGAGAGCGGUGCAUCCCACAGAGCCGGUCCCCCCUCCAUACGAUAUACUUACAAGAUAUUCCAACCCUCCUAAAGAGCUUGUGGCUGGAUCCAAAAAGAAGCUCGAGAAGCUGAUCGCCGCGGCGGAUGUCAAGAAAGUGCCGCCCAAAGUCCAAUCCAGAAAACGCAACCGCAACGAAAUCAAGCCCCUCUCCGGCCUCGACGUCGGCGCUCUCCUCGGCAACAACAAAUCCAAAAAGAUCAAGAUAACCCGCGAAAACCCCAUCCCUGAAUUCCGACAAGCUCUCGACACGACCGAGUCUGAAGAUGAGGUCCGUGACGCCGUCAAGCAACUUUCCACAAUCAUCGAAGCGCAAAUCAAAGACAGCUUCGGUGACAUUGCUUAUGGCAAGGCGGUGGAGGAGUUGGACCUGAUGAGGAAUGAGAUGAUUGACAUGGAGGAGCCGGGGUUGUAUAAUGAGUUUAUCAAGACUCUGAAGGGGAAGUUGUUGGGGGAGGAGCUGGGGGGUGAUAGGAGGGAGAUGUGGUAUGAGAUCCGUAAGAACAAGCUUGGAUUGAUUGAGAAGAAGAGCUCGGACAAGUCGAAUGUGGAUGAGGAUGAAGCAAAGGCGUUUCUGUCGUCAAGAUCAUAA
Messenger RNA from Letharia columbiana, 2199 nucleotides. RefSeq lists its product as uncharacterized. The record is from RefSeq and is a predicted model, not a curated record. The transcript has 8 exons. Bases 1 to 2199 code for a protein of 732 amino acids. Gene Ontology annotation, biological process: cellular response to gamma radiation; double-strand break repair via nonhomologous end joining; telomere maintenance. Gene Ontology annotation, cellular component: nucleus; Ku70:Ku80 complex. NCBI's taxonomy places the organism in Eukaryota, Fungi, Ascomycota, Lecanoromycetes, Lecanorales, Parmeliaceae. Gene Ontology annotation, molecular function: double-stranded DNA binding; telomeric repeat DNA binding; damaged DNA binding.